AUGCUCAGUUCAAUGACUUACGUCGCAUAUUCAGCCAACUUGGACAGCCGCCCACAACUAGAUAUAUCUUCCUUGGAGGUAAAAACUAAAAUUCUAAAAUGCCUUCAGGCUACUAAAAAUAAUUUCUUUUCAAUUUUAGAUUAUGUAGAUCGAGGGCCACAAAAUUUGGAAACAAUUGUAUUGUUGCUGUGCUACAAAGUCAAGUAUCCAGCUUGUUUCUACCUUGUUCGCGGAAAUCACGAAACAAGUCCGGUCAACGCCAUCUAUGGAUUCAAGUCAGAGCUUGAACAGAGAUAUGGCCAAAGAGAUAACAUCGGCCUGUUUUGGAUGUUCAAUGAUGCGUUUGCUCAAAUGCCGUGUAGUGCUCUAAUAGGAGAUCGGAUUCUCUGUAUGCACGGAGGCCUGUCGCCAGCACUGACUGAAAGAGAUCAACUACGACUUAUUAAACGCGGAUGGCAAGAUCCUCAAGGCGUCAAUAUAGCAAUGGAUUUGCUUUGGUCUGAUCCUGAGCCUGGAACAAAAGGAUGGAAGUCUAGUCCGAGAGGGUGCAGCUAUUUAUUUGGAGAUGAUAUACUGUCAGAUGCUUGUCGCAAACUUGAUGUGGACGUAAUUGUAAGGGCUCACCAAGUUGUACAAGACGGAUACGAAAUACAUCCAACUCAAAAAUUGGUUACUGUGUUCUCUGCACCAAACUAUUGUGGAGAGGCAAGAAAUCAUUGA
Messenger RNA from Meloidogyne enterolobii, 720 nucleotides. Lineage: Eukaryota; Metazoa; Nematoda; Chromadorea; Rhabditida; Meloidogynidae. The record is from the annotation of a GenBank genome assembly.